Neospora caninum is the source of this 4605-nucleotide messenger RNA. RefSeq lists its product as hypothetical. The coding region runs from base 1 to 4605 and encodes 1534 amino acids. NCBI's taxonomy places the organism in Eukaryota, Apicomplexa, Conoidasida, Eucoccidiorida, Sarcocystidae. The transcript is spliced from 3 exons. The record is from RefSeq and is a predicted model, not a curated record.
AUGUCGGGCCGAGAGAGACGGGUCAACGGCGUUCGGUCUGCUCGCGUCGUUCCCGGCGCCCCUCGCGGCGCCUCGCGAAGAAGCCGAACCGGAGGUGUGAUGGACCACAAGGCGCCUUCGCACAGUUGUCGCGCAGUCGUGGCACAACGCGGAGGAUUCCAAGCCAGUCGAACGUCUCCCUGUGCGUGUCGGACAGAUGAGGCAAACGAGGAACAUUCAGCACAGGACCGCCCGUCCGCUCAUCCGCCUCGCAUUCCGUUACCGUUCCUGCAUCCUCUGUCCCCGCGGCUUCCUCCAGCCGCCAGCAGCGACGUGCACGGCCGCGAGGAUGGCGUCGCGGCGGGUCCUGGCGAUGCCGCGCUCUCAGGGAUGUCGCCCGAAGGCUUUGAGAAAUGCGUGUUUCACGUGUCGCGUACGUCCCGCCGAGAAGGAAGAGAAGACAGCGAGAGGCGCCACGCACGAUGCGCGCGAUUCGAGCCCAGUCUAACGCCUGCGCAGGGUGCGCCUUCAGUGCCGAGAGAAGAAACAGCCGGGGCAGAGAAGGCGCAGAGGCGGCCUGGGGAGGCUCGACGGCGGUUGCGAGAGGGUCAAGUGACGAGGGAAGAGAGGAGGAGCGAAGGACAGGUGUACAUUCCAGCGGGUAUCGGCCCAAGAGAGAAACGUAAAGGGCUGAACGAGGCGCGGGCAGACGCAGCAGGAGACCAGAGGCGGAGCGAAAUGCAGGGAGAGAGCGUCGCCUCCCAAGGAAGCAACUGGGGAAUCCCGGAGGUGUGCGCUUCUCGUCACAAUCGCACGCACGGCGAACCGGAAAGCACACAAGACGCUGGCGCGGUAAAGGCUACCGGAGCACACUUCUUCCUUCCCGUCUCGGCUGCAGGGACACUGACGGGGGACACGCCUCGAGGCGUCUCCGUACACCUUGCGCCAUUUGCAGUUUCUUGGAGCGGGGACGGGGAUUUGAGCCUCCCCUUGCGUGUCGAGACUCCGACGCGAAAUGGGCGAAAAGCGAAGCUGGAAACGGAUGCUGUCCCGCGUCUCCAGCUGUCGCGCGUCGCAGGGGACUGCGUAGGCGCUUCACGAGUGAACCGUCCUUGGGCGCCGCUUCGCGGGCGAGCACCGACAAGGCACGGAAACCUAAGAAACGGGACAACGACAAAGACUAAAGAAAAGCGAGAAGCGCGAGCAAAGCGACACGAGGGAGACGAGAGGCAGACAGGGAGAGAGCGAUCCGACGAAGACGAGACGGGCGAACAACGCGAGGCCUUACAGGACGCGUGCAGUGUCGUGUCGUCACUGUUUGACGACCCGGAAUCGUGCGCGUCUCUGCCCAGACGCGACGGCGAGCCUCGAGAGGCGUCUCCCUCGCGCAGCUCUUCUCGCUCGCCGCAGUCGCUCUCUGCGUGUCUCGAGGUUGCCUCUUUUCCGAGCGAGGACGAAGACGCGGUCGACUCACAGCUGGCCUCCUACGCGUCAGCAGACUGCCUCGAACUCUCGGAGCAUCCGCUGGCAUGGGGCGUCUCACCGCAUGGAGAUUCGGCGAAGACGCGUUUCACGGUCACCCCCUCAGCUUCGAGAAGGCGCCGAGACACUCUCAGCUCAGAGUCUGUCUCGGGCGACACGGGGCGGCGAAACGCGGCGUCUUUGUCCUUCUUUUCUUCGCGCCGAAAACGCGCCGCUUCGUCCCGCCUCGUCUGGGGUUGCGUCGAAGAGACAACGGAGAUCGUCGAAGGGUUCAGCGGAGAAGAGACCGGAGACACGGAAAACAAGGGAGACGGAGGCGACGCCUUUCCCCCUCUGGCGAGCGCAGCGUGCAGGCACAUAAAAAUACACAAGAGGCGAGCGAGCUGGACAGAGGUGCACACGGUCGGUGGCGACGAGGCGUGGGCGACGGAGCGGAGAUCGACGGAGCGGGGAGCGACGGAGAGGGAACGCCAAAGGAAAGAGGUUAGGGGCGCGUCGACGGCUCGACGCAGGAACGCAUGCGCAGAACUGCUAAAGGCCAUUGGUCUGUCGGCGGUCUUCUCUAGGCCUUCUGAGGUGUCCUCCCCGCAAACGGAGAAUGGCGGACAACGCAGGACGACGUCGCGCGUCCAAAACGGCCGGCUCCGGGACGCCUCAGGGAACGGAAAAGAAUCCUCUGUUUGGUGGGACGAGGAGGAACGGAGCGCGGCUGGGCCUAAGCUUUCGGAGACCAACGCGAGUGUGGCGCCACAUCUUUCGUCGCUCCGCUCGACGUGCGAAGGUGUUCAUGAGGGGCGAAGCGUGCAAAGGAGAGAACAAGCUCGGACGACGUCCCUCUCGGCCCCUUCUUUCUCGACAGUGUCGUCUGGUAGCGACGCCUCCUCUCGCAGUGAAGCGCGGGACGAGCGAGCUGUUGGUCCACGACGGCGUGGAAGCCGCUUUUGCCGUUUCUCUCGUUCUCCUGCUUGUUCCUCGCCGAGGUCGUCGGUGAUUUACCCUGUUCGGCCAACGCGCAGUUCCUCCCUUUCUGGCGAACUGUCUCCGUGCGCGUCCCCUGAGGCGGCGCCCGGGGACUGCCGCACCCCUGUGGUGUACGUGGCCUGGUGGCCGACCGCUCCGGAGCAUCUCUUGUCUGUGUUUGAAAAGGGAGUGUCUCGCGUGAGUUCGGCGCCUCGCGGAUGGUCUUCGGAGACCAGCGACGGGCGAGCAGCUGCAGCGGGCCGGACCUCAGAGGCUGAGCAGAGUGAGAUUCUGAGGAGACAACUGGCGACGCUGCGCCUCGACGGCAUUCAGUACGUUCUGCGGGACGGAUCUGGCCUCGCCUGCCUCGUAGGCUUCUUCACGGAGCGGCAUCGCGACGUGUUCCUCAGCUACUAUGGCUCCACUGAGCCGGUGGGAUCGAUGAGGCGGCCGCCGAGGUGGUUGUGCGACAUUUGCCUCGCAUCUGUUCUCGCCCUGUCGUCGCUUUCCGCUUCGGACGCUGUCCUCGAGACUGCGCCGGGGCGACGCCGGGGGCGGCCUCACGGCGAGCGCGAAGGCGAGGAUCCGAGAGAGACAGAGAGAUCCCCCGCGUCGUGUCUCCGCGUGUCCAGAGCGCGGGACGGCUCCCGUCCCCUGUCUCCGUCUGAGGCUCGUCCGCAUGCGACCGGUCUUGCGCGGCGGGCGUGGCAGAUCCUGAGGCGAAGCGGCUUCGAGGACGUCAUCAUGGCGCCUGCGUCGCUCGUCUCAGAGGCUGCUGCGCUGAUGACCCCGGCGGGCUCUCCAGUCGAAGACGCGCAUGGCACUGGCGUCACUCUCGCGCCGCCCUGCUUGGGCGUCUUCCUCUCGUGGCUGCCGUUCGCCGUCUGGGCGGGGGGCCAGAGGCAGGCGUGCGCGUUUGUGAACGAGCGACUGCAGAGGCUCUUCCAUUUCAAGUGCCGGCGCAUGCAGUUUCUGCCCAGCGGAGGCGCGCAGCUCGAGUUUGACAGUCCAGCCUACGCGGCGCGUUUCAUGAAGCGGUACGGCGGGCUGCGCGAGUCUCUGCGCACGCAGCGCUUCAUUGACCACUUCUUCCCCACCCUGGAUUUGUUCGUCAAUCCGACGGAGCGACUGACGGCCCCGCUCUUCAUCUUCCAACUCGCCACCUAUCCCCUGUUGAGCGCUCUCCCCUCACUCGCCUCGGUCCCCGCCGACCCGCGUUUGUGUGGGCCGGGGCCCGCAGAGCCUCGUGCAGCUUCGCGCUCUUCGCGCUCUUCGCCGGGCGAGGAGACGCCGGAGGACACCGCGAGCGAGCGGCGCGCAGCCGAGCACACAGGCGCGGGUCGGCGGGAACGGCGUUUCGGCAAAACCGCGACUGCAUUCGAGGAAACGGCGCCAGCGGGUGAGAAGGAGCGAGGGGAGCUCGAAAACGGCGGGGUGCGCGAGGGAGGCGGGGCAACGCCGACGCAGAAGGCACGGACGAAGAAGACGCGCAAACGGGCGACACACACCGCAGAAGCGCGCGGUGAAGAAAAGGUAGAGGGGAAGGGUGAGAGAGAGAAAGGCAGGAAAGGGGGAAACGGGAGCUGUGGAACAGGAGGCAGUCAAUACACGGACGAAACAGAAACGAAGGAAAGACUGAGGAUGGAGAAGGGUGGCGACGUCUCUUCCUUCCUCGAGUGGGAACGUCACAAAGGCAACUCCCAGCCGGGAACUCAAGACUGGAUGCUUCACGGAGACGCAAACGGCACGGGCACGCGUCAGCGCCCGGCGGCUUCAGCUGAAAGAGCCGGCCAGAAGUUGUCUUCGUCCACCUCUGGUCUGUCGCUUUCCGGCUCGCCGUUCCAGCUUGCGUCUCCGCUUUGCGGCCCUUCGUCGCCCGGCGGACACUGGUGGGGGUGCGAGGCGGAGUGGGGCGAGCCGGCAAACGCUCGCUCUGUCUCUUCGAGUUUGGCAGGCCCCGGCUUUGAUGCAUUGCCUCCCUCCGCGAACAGCGAAACCGACGCCGCCACGGACGCGCCUCAGGUCGACCCUGCCGCCCGCUGGAACGGCCGGACGGCGUCUUCUCGGGUCUCUUGCGGGGUCAAGAGGCGGCGGAAUCGGAAUUGCCCGUCUCGUCUAGCUCUUCGUAGCUCCUCUGUCUCAGCAUCCUCAUACUUUUCCUUGUCGCCACCUUCUUCUCCUUAG